AUGAGCGAUUCGAAGCCUUUUCAGGAACAGGAUGCGUCUGUGGUUUUGAAUUCGGAAAACGAAGGGACCCUAGAAUUUUCCGGUGCUGAAACGAUGAGGGUGGAUGAUGGGUCGGUUUCAAUGGUGAAGAAGUUUUUCGAGCGUCAUUUUCCGAGGGUGCUGGGCGACUAUGGUGGUUUAGUCGGUCUGUGUGAAAAGACCGGUCUCGGCCCUCCGCCGUGCUUUAUGCGCCUCCCGGCGGAGCUUCAACGUAAAAUUUUGGAAUCUCUUCACGGUGUGGACCUCGCAAAGGUGGGAUGCGUGUGUUCCGAAUUGAGGGAUUUGUCUUCAGAUAAUGAGUUGUGGAAACAAAAAUUUAUCGAGGAGUUUGGAGGAGGAGCAGCAGCAGCAUCAGAAAUUGUUGAAUGGAAGGCUAAGUUUGCUUCGUUUUGGAAGAAUUCGAUGUGGAAUAAUUCGUUUUGGAAGGCUUUGGAAUUGUUUCAAGGGGAUGAUGAUUUUAACGCCAUGUUGAUUGGAAUGAUUUUAAUAGAUGGACUGAUUUGA
Corylus avellana is the source of this 543-nucleotide messenger RNA. The record is from RefSeq and is a predicted model, not a curated record. NCBI's taxonomy places the organism in Eukaryota, Viridiplantae, Streptophyta, Magnoliopsida, Fagales, Betulaceae.